CUCAAAUUUCGGGCUUUCAUCGUGGAUCAUGGCCUAAGAGCUGGCAGUAGUGCAGAAGCAGAGGCUGUAUCAAAAAUCUUAGAAGAACGAGACAUCGAGACCCAGAUCUUGAAGAUCAAAUGGCCUAGGCUCGGCGAUCCGGCGAGUCUGCCAAAUUUUGAGUCUUUAGCCAGAAAAUAUCGUUUCCGCUUGCUUGGUAGAGCUUGUAGUGACCUAGGAAUCGACUCAUUGCUUCUAGGUCAUCACGAAGAUGAUCAAGCUGAGACUAUUUUGAUGAGACUCGCCAAUGGCCAAGGCACGAGGGGUCUAGUUGGAAUUAAAAGUCCGGCUGGUAUACCAGAAUGCUACGGCAUCCAUGGAGUCUAUGAGAGCGGCGGAUAUGACAACACUCCAGGAGGAAACAUUGACCAAUGGAAGAGGUCGGUGCCCGCGACCUUCAGCUGGUCUUGGUCAGACUACUCCACAGCAACCCAAUUUCCCAUUGAAAGUGGCGGAAUCCAAAUCUACAGACCCUUCUUGAACUUCAGUAAGCCUCGUUUGAUUGCAACAUGCAUCACGGAGAACAUGGAAUGGUUCGAGGAUCACUCCAAUAUCGAGCCCACUACCACUAUGAGAAAUGCAAUUAGGCAUAUUUAUGCCAAUCACUCCAUGCCUGCUGCUCUCACAAAGCCUGCACUUCUGGCUCUGUCGGCGAAGCUGAAUGGCCAACAGGCUAAUCGAUUCGACAUCAUGAAAUCAUGGCUUGCGAAAUGCAAAAUUACUCAUUUCGAAACUCGUAUUGGGACUGUCAAAGUUCGUUUUGCCAACUUAAACCAGUUUCGAGGUCCUGGAAUUGUGUGGCCGCCUCCAGGUGCUGGCCUGAUCGCAGCUGAGCUACUUCGUGAAAUCAUCCAGCUGGUGACGCCUCGAGACCAUGUUGAUUUAAGCUCUCUGCACAGUGCCGUGCAACACACAUUUCCAGAAAUCUCACAACAGGGCGAGCGGAUGCCUCAAAAUACUGCAUUUACUGCUUCUGAGGUCUAUUUUCAGCCUGUGCUGGCGAACCCCUCCAGAGGUCCAUCCCCCAAGGCCACAAACCAGAAGACAGAAUGGAUCCUCUCGCGUCAACCUUACCUGUCAAGAAGACUUCCAAAACUUCAGUUUGCUGUUCUAGCCACUCCAGGUUCCUGGUCCCCUUGGCACUUAUAUGAUGGCCGUUACUGGAUCCGAGUCCAGAAUCGCAGCACGGGAUCUCUCUUCAUGCAACCGUUCAGGCAGGAGCAGCUUGCCGACUUCCGAGCUUCGCUUAAGAAACCUGAUGGAACUCUAUUAACAGGAGAUCUAAGGAGGAAGGCGCCUGGUAAUAUUAGGUGGACCUUACCCACGAUUAUGAGGAAGGAAGAGGAUGGGAAGGAAACGCUGAUCGCCCUGCCUUCACUAGGCCUCAGUAUACCUGGAAGUAUGCUGAGAUGGGAGAUGAGAUACAAAAAGAUAUGUACCGAUCUGAUU
Hyaloscypha bicolor E is the source of this 1488-nucleotide messenger RNA. RefSeq lists its product as uncharacterized. The transcript is spliced from 2 exons. The record is from RefSeq and is a predicted model, not a curated record. The annotation marks the transcript as partial. Gene Ontology annotation, molecular function: ligase activity, forming carbon-nitrogen bonds; ATP binding. NCBI's taxonomy places the organism in Eukaryota, Fungi, Ascomycota, Leotiomycetes, Helotiales, Hyaloscyphaceae. Gene Ontology annotation, biological process: tRNA processing.